GGGGGUGUGAAGUGAGGACCAAUGAGGGAGCAGCGUUGUGGUCCUCCACAAGGUCCACCACUCACUCCAUCUGUUGUUGUGGAAGCUGGUCUCAGCCUCCCUGUACACACACACUCCUCCUGGGCCGUCCCUACUACACCCACGCCCCCAACAUGAAGGCUGGAGCAUAUGAGUACGAGGAGGAUGGGGAGAAGGUGCAAGGUAACUCUAAGAAACCAAAUGGGUUACCAAUAUGGGGUAAUGAGAAGACAAUGAAUCUCAACCCACUAAUUCUGACGAACAUUCAGUCAUCACAGUAUUUCAAAGUAAACCUUUACCAGCUGAAAACAUACCAUGAAGUAAUUGAUGAGAUAUACUACAAUGUAACUCACUUAGAGCCUUGGGAAAAAGGAAGCAGAAAGACCUCUGGCCAGACUGGAAUGUGUGGUGGGGUACGAGGUGUUGGUGCAGGAGGAAUUGUCUCGACAGCCUUUUGCAUAUUAUACAAGCUUUAUACCCUUCGUUUAACACGUAAACAAGUCACAGGCCUGCUCAAUCAUGGGGAUUCUCCCUACAUCCGAGGGUUAGGUUUUAUGUACAUAAGGUAUACACAGCCACCUGCAGAUCUUUGGGACUGGUUUGAGCCUUACAUGGAUGAUGAGGAGGAAAUCGAUGUGCGGGCAGGUGGUGGACAGACGACGACAGUUGGUCAAAUAGUGCGUCACAUGUUGUCAAAGCUGGAUUGGUACUCCACCCUCUUUCCACGCAUUCCUGUGCCAAUCCAAAAAGAUUUGGAGAAGAAAUUAGCUGAACGUGCCUCUUGCAAACCAGCAGCUACUACAGUGACUGUUAACUCAGCAUCAGGCAAAAAUGACUGGUAUGGCACGAGAGCAGAAGCUGAUCCAUCGACCCGAGAAUCUGCACGAGGAUAUGACCAAGGAAACAAGGACUACAACUCAAGAGAUAGAGGAGCUAACCGUGAACGAGAGAGAGAUUAUGAACGGGAAAGAGAGAGAGGAAGAGAGUACGAGAAAGACCGAGGGAAAGACAGAGAAGUAGAUCGCAACUAUGACAAAGAAAAGGAUCGUGAAUAUGAUAAGCGAAAUGAAAAGUAUUAUGAGAGAUCUCGAGAGCAGCCUCGAGAGAAGAAUGGAGAUUAUGAACGAAAUCGUGACCGGCACCGAGAACGCGAGAGGGAUCAUGACCGAGAAAGGGACCAUGAUAAAGAAAAAGAUUACGACAGACACCGACACAGAGACAAAGAGAGGAAGAAAAGUCGCAGUCGAAGCCGCGAUAGAAAACAUCGUCAUCGAAGUGACAGAUACGUGGAAGAUAGAAAUCCCAGAGAUUUUGCAGAUCUCCUUGAACGGGAGAAGUACAGAAUUAAGAAAGAGAAGAAAAGUGAAAGCAGUGUCAAGUUGACUAAGAGCAGCCUUACCACAGCCACUCCACAAAUUCGAGAGCGGCACCACAGAAGUCGUUCCCGUGACAGAGAGAGGCGGCAUCGUUAUUGAGUUUCUUCCUACCUACAGUAUUUGUAAAACAAAUAAAGUGGAAAUAAUUUAUAUAUUUUCCACUAUUAAUAUUUAAAAGCUCUUAGCAUAGGUUGUCUUGAGCAGUUUAUAAUGAGCUUAAUUAUGAAGCAAAUAAAUUUAUAUAUACUUAUUUUGUAAUAAUUAUUUUUAACAUGCUAAUUUUUAAUAUAAAAAUCAUGUAGCAUGGUCAUUUUUGGCCAUGAUAUUGCAUUUUAUUUCUGCCAUUGGUUUUUGUUUUGAAAAAAUCCUUGGUAGAGCUAUUGAUUGGUUUCCAUGAUGUGUAUAAGGAUGCUGAAAAGGUACUCAAUAUCAGUUUUAAACAGAAAUGAACAAUAACAAUACUGUAUAUCCAGAUACAAGUAUGAAAUUAUCUGUGUAAACUUAUUAGACAUUAUCAGUUAAGGUUGAAUUUGCACAAUAUAAAUUUAUUGCUUUUUUAGUGAUGGUGAGUUCAAAGACUUAUGGUGGUAAUACCAAGCUAAAAAACUCUUGCAGAUGUGAUGCAUUACUCACAUAACAAUUGUGUGCACCCACUGGGGGCUCUGUAAUGCCGCCCUUGACUGUUAAUGUAGUCUGCUUAGAGAAAACGAGUCCUUUAGUGCAGUUCCUUUAUUUUUUGUGGAAUACAUAUAUAUGAAUCUUGGCAUCAAUACAAAACAUGAAAAGGAGUUUAGUAAUAACAUCCUAAGUGAUCAAGGCUAACAAUACUUUUAACUUGGGUUUCUAGCUUUGAAGAAACACAAGAUAUUCAACUUAGAUGUAAUGACUACUACCAUGACAUGUGGGAACUGCGGUAUGGUGCACUCUAGUUGUUUGGUUUGUUACACUGGAUCAAGUGUACUUGCUAAAACAUUGUUAAAUAUGUAGGUUAACUUAGAAUAUGAAGUGAUGGGUAAAUUAUUUUAUAUUGUAGAUAUCAAUUAUUGAAGUUUUAUACUGUUUAAUGUGAAACUUAGGCUGUUCUGUGCCUCUAUUACAGCUUAUAAUAAGCCAUGCUCUUGUAUCAUAUUUCAUGGUUACAGAAAUAAUAAUCAUGCUGUAUACUAAUACAAAAUACCAGUUGCAAUAUGAAUAGAUGUCCACAAUGUAUUGCAGGCGAUGAGUCACAAUAACGUGGCUAAAGUAUGUUGACCAGACCACGCACUAGAAGGUGAAGGGACGACGAUGUUUCAGUCCGUCCUGGACCAUUCUCAAGUCGAUUGUGACAAUCGACUUGAGAAUGGUCCAGGACGGACCGAAACAUUGUCAUCCCUUCACCUUCUAGUGUGUGGUCUGGUCUCCACAAUGUAUUGCAUUGUGUAUUAUUGUCCACAAUUAAUGACAAGAUGAUAUUCAGUGGAUAAGCUUGUGUGUGUGAAGGAAUCUAACUGUAGCAAGUCAUGCAUGUAUUACAGGUUGUUACCAUUGCUCUUCUAGAAAUGAUAGUGACAAAGAAAGAAUGGAAAUUUAAAAUGUAAGAAAAGAUCCAAUUUUUAUGCCGUGAAAUCUGUGAAAGUGAUUGCUGUAGUACACAUUUUUAUAAAUAUAACGUUAAAGGUCUGACUGAGAAACAGUUUUUCCCUUUGUGAAAAAGGGAAUAGAAGUUCAUGUCUAAUAAAAAAGAAUAUUUGACAUAAUUUUGGCAUUGUCACUCUUGUCAAGGAUUAUAUAGAUCAGUACAAUCUGAUCAUAAAUCUACUGAUAAGCAAAACCACAAUUGGCAGACAUGUUUGGACAUUAUUAAAGUGAUUUUAUUGUAUAUUGUUAGUUUGUAUUAAGUUUUCAUGUUACAGGUAUUCAAUUAUUUUUUCUUUGUCAGGUAUAUGUAGCUGUAGCUUUAAUAGCACACACUGCCAUACUGCGGCAUAACUUCUUUUUUAUAUUUAUAUAUGUAAAUAGUAUGAAUAUAAAAAAAUCUCACUGUACUGUGUGUCAUUAUUAACCAAGACAUCCUUUGGUAGUUGUGUUAUUUAAAGUGUAAAUGCUCAUGUGAAGACGACAUUACUGUAAUACAGAAAUUAUAGCCUGUAUAGGUUAACCACCGCACUGCACACCUGGUUUCAGCAAAAACUUCAUAGUGCAAUUAAGGCCAUAUUUUUGUUGUUCUUAUAAAUGUUUAGGUAAAGUUAAUGUCAAAAUGUUUACAAACUCAACCAUUUUUAUUUCAAAACAGUGAUGAAAAACAUUAAAAUAUAGCCUAAUUAAAAAAAAAAAGCUGCACAGAGCACCUUGAGGUGCUCUGUGCAAUGCGGUGGUUAAAGCAAACUUUGACACUGUUAGUAAAUAUAGUGAAACAGGUUCAGUACUUAAGAUAAAAUAAUAAUUGUUCUUAGUUUAUUGGGAAAAAUGGGUGAUGGUUUAAUUAUUUUGGUGUAUGUUGGCAUUGAUAAUGGAGUUUCACUUAAGCAAAUGGUAUUUUGAGUAGGAUAUUAUAUAAUUAAAGAUUACUAGGCUGUAAUGUUGCAGUCUUCAAUAAUGUGCAGUUUAACCUGCUAAAAGUUAUUCUGUAAAAUCAUUCAGGUGAUUAUUAGCAAAUUAACUGAAUAUUAGGAAGAUUGAAAGAAGUUCAAAAUAAAAAGGUUAUAAAUAAAUAGUUCAGAAUGUGAUGAAGUUGAAUAUAAUGUAGGUUGUUGUAUUGUGUUUGGUUGAAUAAUGUGGAGGAAAUGUUAUUGACUUUAAUGUGAUGGUGUGCAAGAAAGAGAAAAGAUGUAGGGAGGUGAGCAAGUGCACUAGAGGAACUUAAGGAAUGUGAGCAUGUAGUCUGUAUAAGAAUAUAUGGAAGAUAUUUUCCAUGAUCCUUUUUAGUGGCAGGGAAGGAAGAUUCUGAUUUAUUUAGACAAAGUAAUGACUGGUACUUUUUACUAGGUACAAGUGUGGCAUUUGGUUGAUUGAGACCCAUUCUAAUGGAAGGUAGUAAUAUUAAUUUAUAAGACAAUAAAUGCAACAGUGUAUUGGAUCAUUAGCAAUGCCAUACUGUCAGAUUUCUAGCCUAUACAAAUACUGUAUAAACUUGACCAAGAUGAUGCCUUUAGUAAAGUUUUUUUCCAAGUGGGGGGAAGAGCAGUACAAAUAUUGCUCUGCAUGCAGGAUGCAAACAUGUGUAUUAUGAUGUGCAUCUUGGCUUAUUAAACAUAAAUUGCCAUAUUUUAGAAAUAUAAAGUCAUCUGCUUGCAGUAAGUCAUUUAUUUUUUUUAAGUAGGGAUGGGUCCCUUUUUAAGGUCGAGCCUUAAGACUGCAUGAAUGUUGUACACAAACUGUAACUUUUGACAACUGUACAGUAUUGCAGAGUUUAAUAAGGAAGGCAAUUUUGUUCAAUACAGUAUUUUCAUUUAACAAUUUCUAAAAUGUACAAAAACCUGAUCCAAUCAACAUGUUCCUGACUUGGUUUGUAUUUACAAGCCAGAUUUGGGCUAAUUGUAAAUGUAGCAUUUGAUAAUCAUAUUGCUGUGAAUAAUUAGUUUUGUUUUAUUUUCUGUAAAUAUAACAAAUAAAUUAGUAAUUUUGCUCUUUGUUUAUUGUUUCAUUUAAAAAAUAUAGAUUUCAAUGAAAUAUAUUUGUCCAAACAUGAAUUGGUAUUUUGUUGAUUUUGUAUUGAUAAGUCAUCCAUCCUUAUUGUCAUCAUUUAUACUAAGCUACAUUAUUAAAAAUAAUAAAUUUUG
Procambarus clarkii (red swamp crayfish) is the source of this 5152-nucleotide messenger RNA. RefSeq names its product pre-mRNA-splicing factor 38B. The record is from RefSeq and is a predicted model, not a curated record. Gene Ontology annotation, cellular component: precatalytic spliceosome. Lineage: Eukaryota; Metazoa; Arthropoda; Malacostraca; Decapoda; Cambaridae.